AUGUCGGGCAAAGCCAAGGCCGUGGAUCAGAGUUUGCCAUGGUAUUCCUUCAUCUCCAACGCCAUCAAGGACACGCCGUUAGAUGUGACACUCCUGGUCGUCUCGGCUUUCGUCUUCUAUAAGGUGGUAAGCCUAACCCGUCGGCGUCGUCAGCGCCGCCAUCGUGAACAGCAGCUUAUGGGGCCGGGCCCGAUCUCCUUGGAGCCAGGUGGCGGUGGGCAGAAGGAGGAGCUCUCUCCACUACGCAGCGACUUUACGGUGGCCGAGCUGCGCGAAUACAAUGGAACUCGGGAGGAUGGUCGUAUUCUGGUGGCCAUAAACUUUAGUAUUUACGAUGUGUCCCGAUCCAAACACUAUUACGGACGCAAUGGCGUUUAUCCAAACUAUGCCGGACGCGAUAUUUCGCGAAACUUGAUCAAUUUCUCAGUGGAGACGAAUGAGAGCGAAGAGUUUGACGACUUUAGCGACCUUUCAAUUAGUCAAAUGAGCACUUUGAGGGAAUGGGAUCAGCAGUUCAGGGAGAAAUACCCAUUGGUUGGAAAGCUUCUGCGCGAAGGCGAGCUACAUACCAACUAUGAGGACGAGGAUGAGGAGGCGGAGCAAGAAAUGCAUCGGAAUCAAUAA
Drosophila kikkawai is the source of this 624-nucleotide messenger RNA. RefSeq names its product membrane-associated progesterone receptor component 1. NCBI's taxonomy places the organism in Eukaryota, Metazoa, Arthropoda, Insecta, Diptera, Drosophilidae. Gene Ontology annotation, cellular component: endomembrane system; membrane. The record is from RefSeq and is a predicted model, not a curated record.